This is a messenger RNA of Morone saxatilis (striped sea-bass), 1058 nucleotides long. Its product is annotated as E3 ubiquitin-protein ligase TRIM39-like. The transcript has a single exon. The record is from RefSeq and is a predicted model, not a curated record. NCBI's taxonomy places the organism in Eukaryota, Metazoa, Chordata, Actinopteri, Moronidae. The annotation marks the transcript as partial. Gene Ontology annotation, molecular function: protein binding.
CUGACCAGUGUGAGAUGUGGAGAAGGACAAAAGCUUCCUAAAAACCCAGAAAGGAUUGAUUUCUACCCCUCUGUCCUGGGCUCUGAGGGCUUUAACUCAGGGACUCACAGCUGGGAUGUUGAGGUUGGAAGCAGUCCGGUCUGGGCAGUGGGAGUGUUAGCGGAGUCUGUCCUGAAUAACGUAGACAGACUGUCUGGAUUAUUCAGAAUUGUGUUCUGUGAUGGUGAGUACACAGCGGACUCUGAUCCAGAUCACCCCACUGUUCUCCCAAUAACAAAGAAGUUCCAGAGGAUCAGAGUCAAACUGGACUGGAACAGAAAAAAGCUGUCAUUCUCUGAUGCAGAUACUGACACACACAUACACACCUUUACACACCCCUUUACUGAGAGGCUGUUUCCGUACUUUAACACUGUAAAUACACACCCACUGAAGGUUAUCAAACUUCCUGUCUUUGUGGGAGUAAGACAGUAGACAGAGAGAUGAUAUGGAUGAUGAUUAUGUGAGUGGUGAUGUGCAUAUUUUCCUAUUGUUUCUUGUUAAGGCAUUUCAGUAAUGCUGUUUUAGACGUACAGUAACUUUAUCAGUGUGAACAUCGCCUGGGUUUAGCCUGUCUCACAGCAGCGCAUUUGACACAGUUGGUGUAAUCUUAGUCUAAAAAUAGAAAAUGGGCAGUUGGUCCUGUGAAACCAGUCACCAAACCAUAUGCUGUUACUGAAAAUGUUAACCUUAUCUAGCCAGUACAAAGUGAAGGCCUUCCCUUACCUAAACUAGGGUGAACAUGCACCCAUGAAGUUGCUUUUUUAUUGUUGUUUUUUUGCAAACUGGGUCUUUUUUAUUAUAGUUUCAUCCAUCAUUUUUAUCAGUUGUAGGUAACAUUUUACGUAGGAUCUAAGAAGAGCAAGAUGAUCGCACAUUAAAAAAUAAUUGUAACAUUUUCCUUGUAUCUUCCAAAUGUUUGGUAAAACUGGGGUUAAACAUGACAUGGGUUAUAAAAAUCAACAUUUUCUUUUGUUUCUAUUUAUUUCUUUUAUUACUCUAUAUUUUAUUCUUUGUUGUAU